ACUAACCUAUUUAAUUUACCUGUUAUAAAUUGAUAGGCAAAGGCAAGACCUAUUAUUCCAGUAAAAGUAAAACAGUUAAUUAUAACCUUUUGUGAAAGAGAGGCAAUAAGAAACGCUAUCUAUAAUUUAUAAAAAAUCUUCCAAAAUGAGUGCGGCUACUAUGAAAAAAUCUGCUCUGUUUAUUUGCCUGGGUAACAUCUGCCGGUCGCCAAUCGCAGCUGCCGUGUUCCGUCAGGCUGUGCGGGACCGAGGUGAACAAGACAAGUGGAUCGUGGAGAGUGCGGCUCUCGGGUCCUGGCACGUUGGUAAUCCUGCUGACUAUCGAGCCCAGGAAGUUCUCAAGUCACAUAAUGUCGAUCACAAACACUCAGCCAGGCAAAUAAAAAAGGAGGAUUUCAAUAAGUUUGAUUACAUAUUUGGGAUGGACGAUGAGAAUAUGAAAGCUCUGAAAAAGAUGGCGCCAGAGAAUUGCAAGGCCCAGGUUCUGCUGCUGAUAUCAUUUGAUCCACAAGGCGAUAAGACCAUCAGGGACCCGUACUACGACUCUGACAGCCGGGGGUUUGAGCUGUGCUACCAGCAAUGUGUUCGAGCCUGCAACGGAUUCUUGGACGGGUUAAGACAGUAGGUCAUGGGAUCAACAUAAUACUAUUUAAAUGCCUGGCUACUUAAAUACUCAAUUUGUAAAGAAAACAGCUCAAACGCCUUGUGGCAGGCUUGAAAAACCUACCAAAAAUUUAUCAUUCACUCUUGCUGUUGAAACACUUACACAACUUGUAAAGUUGUUUUUUUUAAUAAGUAACGUUAAUAUUCUGGUUACAUGCUCUAAAUAAGCGGUUUACAAACUUUUCUGGAGAUUUUCUAUGAAAUAUAUCUAUCAGAUCUAUUGCAAGAAUAUAAAGAUUUAUUUAUUUUAUAUAAAUUGCUUUUGAGAAUAUAACAUCAAAAAUCAAUUAAGUUACUAAAAAAACCUGUAUUGUAAUGUUCUUGCUUUACAAUUUGUUUAAGAGUAGUAGGGCCUACCCCUAAGUUUAAGUUUCCCUUUCUAAACACAACCGUAUAUCUCAAAAAUUUUGCCAAUCCUAUUUUAUUUUUACGAUAAGAAUUAUUUUGACAUUCCACAUACCUCAAGAGGGUGGGAGUUUGAUCCAUGUUUACAAAGUGAAAAGUUAGUCUAAUAAAAUAUGUUAGGAAUUAAUUUAUUUAACUACAUGUAUAGUUUUAAUAAUAAAUUUUGCCGAAGAAUUUAAUAUUAUAAAUUUGUUAAAAUGUGUAUGUUGUGCUCUUUAUAAUGUUAAAGUAUGUAGGCUAAGGCAAUUUAUAACAGAUCUUUAUUUUGAUUGGUUUAACCAUUUUAGCUAUCUCUAAUGAUAUUACAAGGACCAAAGCUGAAUUUUUGUGUGUACAUAUCACCAACUUCCUUCAUAAUAAACCUGCGUACUCAAAAAUAUAGGUAUCAUCCUCUUCUUUAUAUAUAUAUAAAAACUAUGUUAGUUUUUUUUUUUAAAUCUUGCAUGAUAAAAGGUGGUCCCACCAAGGAUUUCUGAAGCUAAUAAACAACUACAGUAAUGAAAUUGAAUUAUUCUUGCAUUUAAAUUGUGAUAUUUAUCAAUUAAUUCAGAUUUUUCUUUUAAUGAAUUUCAGAAUGGAUAAUGAAUGUGUUUCACAACAUCACUACACUUGUUUCUUUUGUUUGGUAAUGUUAAAAUGUACUGAACUACAAAGUAGUGAUGUGCGAUACGUAUUGUAUCGUAUCGGAAUAUCGCGAUACGCGAGGGACGAUACGAUAUUUCGAUACGAUAUUUGAAAAACGAUACGUAUCUUAUCGCCUAAAACGAUGCAUUUAUAUCGGCACAUAGAGCGAUACGAUUCAUGUCAAAACGAUAUCUUUAAGCUUUUUUUGCGCAGGCCGAGCAAACUGCAAAAUCUGUACUCUGUGGAUGUGUAGUUUGAAAUAGGAGUUUUUGACGUCUGUAUUUUUGAUUUUUACUUGAUAAUGUACCAGUCCCAUCCCAGUCCAGUCCAAUUCCACUAGCGUGCUAUCUAGCACUAGCAGUGCAGAGUGUGGGAACUGUUUGUGGCAAUUACAUUAAUGUAUCUGCAAUACUAAGACUGUUUUCAGAGUAAACUAAUGAUUUUCCCCGAGCAAAGCUUGGUCCCCAGGUACUUAUAUAAAUUUGCCGUUUCUAGGUUAGGUAGGGGAGGGGGGAAACGAUACGAUACGUAUCGUUUUUCGAUAUUUUUGACGAUACGAUUCGCGUAUCGCGAUACAGACGCCCGAUUCAAUAUGGCGAUACGAUAUUUUUUUCCGAUACGUACCGUAUCGCUGUAUCGCGAUACGCGUCCGUAUCGCCCAUCACUACUACAAAGCAGGCACAAAACAUGACUUGUAGUUCAAACCAUACAAGAAGUUUUAUGUAAAAUGAAACAAAACAAAUUAUAUUUGAUUUAGAUUACAACCAUGUUACUAAUAUUCAAAUGAGCAAGAAAGACAAUUUGGUAGCACUUGAAAAGUGUUUUUGUGUAAUGAAUGUUAUUGCUUGUGAUAAGAGUACCUGCGUAAAGUCUGCAUGGAUUAAUAAUGCAAUUUUUGUUGUAAAUAAAGGCAUUUUUAACAUA
This is a messenger RNA of Macrosteles quadrilineatus (aster leafhopper), 2616 nucleotides long. Its product is annotated as low molecular weight phosphotyrosine protein phosphatase-like. Gene Ontology annotation, cellular component: cytoplasm. The transcript is spliced from 3 exons. NCBI's taxonomy places the organism in Eukaryota, Metazoa, Arthropoda, Insecta, Hemiptera, Cicadellidae. The record is from RefSeq and is a predicted model, not a curated record. Gene Ontology annotation, molecular function: non-membrane spanning protein tyrosine phosphatase activity; acid phosphatase activity. Bases 146 to 625 code for a protein of 159 amino acids. Gene Ontology annotation, biological process: protein dephosphorylation.